Cornus florida is the source of this 2288-nucleotide messenger RNA. Its product is annotated as transcription termination factor MTERF15, mitochondrial. Gene Ontology annotation, biological process: regulation of DNA-templated transcription. The record is from RefSeq and is a predicted model, not a curated record. Bases 78 to 1457 code for a protein of 459 amino acids. NCBI's taxonomy places the organism in Eukaryota, Viridiplantae, Streptophyta, Magnoliopsida, Cornales, Cornaceae. Gene Ontology annotation, molecular function: double-stranded DNA binding. The transcript is spliced from 2 exons.
CUCUCCUAAGCAGACAAAGCCUAAACUUUCAAGUAAAAUCGUCGCAGGCAGCCCAACACCUAAAACACACAUGACCAAUGGCGAUUCGGACUCUAACCAGACCCACUUUCCACCGCUUCAUCACAUCAACCUCCAAUCCGAUCCCCAUUUCCUCAGGCCCCAGAAUCCGAUCUUUUUCGUCGAACUCUAGCUCACCAGUUACUAUUUCCCCAGAUUUCUCACAACAAUCUGAAUACAGGAAACUGAUUUCCCUCGCGAAUAUCUUCCAAAGGUACGGUUUCCCGCCAUCGCAACUCCAUGAUUUUCUCACGAAGAAUCGAUUUUUUCUGAGAUUCAAUCCGUCAGAGAUUCAAAACUCUCUUAAAAUUCUACUGUCCUUGAAAUUGUCCCAGGAAUUUCUUGUUUCAAUGGUGAUCAAUUGUCCACGGGUGCUAGAACUUGAAUUUAUCAAGAAAUGGGAAGUGGGUGUUUCAGAAAUGGGGGUUUCUAUUGUUACUUCACUGAUGAUCCGGAAUGUUCUUGAAGUUUCUAGAAAGUUUGAUUUAGGCCCAGAUGAUCUUUUUAGGUGUGUACAGCGUUUGAAAGGUGUAGGGUUUAGUGAUGGUACAGUGAUUAGGAUAUUAGAGGAGUUUCCAAUGGUAAUUAUGAUGGGUGAAAAUCAAGUUUGUGAUAAAAUUGAGUUUUUAGUGGGAUUUGGUAUGAAUAAGAGCCAAAUUGAUCGAACAUUCAACUCGUUUCCAGGUAUUCUGAGAUUUGGGGUGGAAAAUAAGCUGAAGGCCUUGUUUGGUGAAUUUAAGGAUUUGGGUUUUAGCAAUGAUGUGGUUAGGAAAGAGAUUAUUAGAGACCCAAGAGUUCUAGGAUUGGAAUUAGGGGAGUUUUCUCGAUGUCUGCAAAUGCUGAGGACUUUGAAAUGCCGGGUACCCAUUAAAGAGAGAAUUUUCAGCGAGGGAGCUUUUAGGGCUGGAUUUGAAGUUAAAUUGCGUAUUGAUUGCUUAUGCCGUCACGGGUUGAUAUAUAGAGAUGCAUUUAAGGUGUUGUGGAAAGAGCCGAGGGCAAUUUUAUAUAAGAUAGAAGAUAUUGAUCAGAAGAUUGAGUUUCUGGUAAAUAGGAUGAAAUUUAAUGUCCUUUGGCUGGUUGACAUUCCGGAGUAUCUAGGGGUAAAUUUUGAGAAACAGAUUGUUCCUCGAUAUAAUGUGAUUGAGUAUUUGAGUUCAAAAGGCGGGCUUGGUGAUGAGGUGGGAUUGAAGACUUUAAUUAAGUCUAGUAGGUUGAGGUUUUACAAUCUUUAUGUUAAGCCAUAUCCGGAGUGUGAAAAAAUGUUUGGGAGGUUUGCAGGAGAUGUUGAAGUUAGAAACCAGCAUCCAGUUGGACUGUGGAAGCUUUUCAAACCGAAAAAAUAUCCAGAGUCCAAAGAAGAUGUGAAGAACAUUAAGUAUUUCAUGGAACCAUUUGUUUAGUGGUGACUUUACAAUGAUAUCUUCAGUGUUUAUGGAGCAAUUGCUUGAGGAAUAUUCUCAUAGCAUGCAAGUUACAGUAUUUUUCGUCCCAAGUUUACAUGUUGUAUUGCUCUUACAAGCUUUACAUGUUUUGAUCAACGGGUAGCUCAUCCCUUUUGAGGCAACAUUGUUAGAACUUCAAUGCUUUGCCAUUAGAAAAUGUUACCUGCCCUAAAUUUUUGCAGGUGCUGCCAUAUCUUUUUGUGAUUUUUCAUGGGUAUACUAAAUAUGACGUAAUUGGAGGAUUCAUGUGUUGUUCUUCUGGUUGGUGAUGGAAGAUAUGGUUUGAGAUAGAGAGUAGCAGUAAGGACCUUGUUAUUGUGGUUGCAGCUGCAUGCAUUCUCCUGGAGGAUUUAAAUAUUUACUGUGAAUGGCGUGUUCUUCCCCAACUCUCAGAAAUGCAUCCGUUGGACUUGUGGUUAGAAACACCAGCAGCAAUUCAGGGGCCAGUAGUACUUAAAUUAGGAAGGCAUGGAUUAGUGGAGAAGAGUGGGGUAAUGGCAACAAUAGAAGUCUGCAAUAUUGAUCGAUGUUCCCCUCAACAUCCCCAAACUCGUCCUAGAGGAGGAUUGCAGCAGAGCUCAUCAAGACUGGCCAGUGUCAUUACCUUGGAACAUUGCUUCUAUCCUAGUUAUUGUUUUCUCCACGAUGGCGAGACACUGUCAGAUUCAAGUUGAAGAUGAUUCUGUGGCACUGCUAAUUUGGUGGCUUCCUCUUGUCGUGUGGUAACCUUUAUAACCAUUUUGCAUCAUACAUUCCUCACAGCUUGAGAAUAUAUUUUUUUUUCGGAGA